Molecule: messenger RNA, 878 nt
Organism: Punctularia strigosozonata HHB-11173 SS5
Lineage: Eukaryota; Fungi; Basidiomycota; Agaricomycetes; Corticiales; Punctulariaceae
Product: alport syndrome
Exons: 3
Coding region: 62-766 (234 amino acids)
Source: RefSeq, a predicted model, not a curated record
GUUCUGUCACUUCCUCCACUCUAGGACUGAACGGCAGUAAUAGUUCACCUUCUGGACGCAGAUGGCACCCAGCGGCAACAACGCAGAUGGCGUCUGCACUCCAGAACACUGCUUCUACGCGUUCGAUACUCUGUACUGUGCUCUGACUUACGCCAAACCAGUGGCUGCACAGUUCAAGGAUGAUAAAUACCCUCUCUUCGUAACCUGGAACACGCGCUCGUCCCGGCCAGGACGCUCGCCACGGCUGCGCGGAUGCAUCGGGACAUUCGAGGCGCUGCCCCUGAGGGAAGGCAUUGCGGAGUACGCGCUGAUCAGCGCGUUCACAGACUCCCGCUUCCGCAAGAUCACCGAGAGCGAACUGGAGAGCCUUGAAUGCGGCCUGUCCUUCCUCACGGACUUUGAAGACGCGAAAUCUUACCUUGACUGGGAGGUGGGAACGCAUGGAAUUCGGAUCUCGUUCCCUCAUCCUUCUCUGAUCCCGAGCACUACCACAUCCGAGAGUCCAUCGCCCAUAGGGUCGCCUAGUCCAGUCGCGCUGCGGGAGAGGCAUCAAUUCUCUGCGACUUAUCUCCCCAAUGUUGCGCCCGAACAGGGAUGGGAUCGUGUCGAGACCAUAGACUCGGCCAUACGCAAGGCGGGGUGGAACGGGCAGAUCACCGACGACCUGCGACGCAACCUGAAGGUGAGACGGUACCAGAGCCGCAAGUGCACUGUUGGCUGGGAUGAAUACGUCGAAUGGCGCACAGCCCAUGGUGGUAAGAUGUGACCAACGAUCGACGAUCUAUCGGAUAGAGUAGACUCGAAGGCAAAGAACUGUAUGGACGCAUGUACAAUGUAGAAUACGACCUGGUACGGGACUUGAGCAAAUUAUGUUUUUU